Molecule: messenger RNA, 1674 nt
Organism: Lodderomyces margitis
Lineage: Eukaryota; Fungi; Ascomycota; Pichiomycetes; Serinales; Debaryomycetaceae
Product: RNA-binding snoRNP assembly protein
Exons: 1
Coding region: 1-1674 (557 amino acids)
Biological process (GO): ribosome biogenesis; box H/ACA snoRNP assembly; pseudouridine synthesis
Cellular component (GO): sno(s)RNA-containing ribonucleoprotein complex
Molecular function (GO): RNA binding
Source: RefSeq, a predicted model, not a curated record
AUGAGGGAGGAUCUCAGUAACAAUGAGAAAUCAGAAGCGACAAUAGCAGUCAAUCAAACUUUGAGCCAGGUUGAAGCCCCUCAAGACCUUGCAAACAAUGAAACCAAUGAACUGCCAUCUACUAGUGAUAAUGGUGCGACAACUGAAUCUACCAAUAGACCUACACAAGACUUACCUAUAGACGAAAGGGAAGAGAGCAAUCCACUCAAUAUACAGACACAGGUCAGUGAAAAAUUGGAGCAAUCCUCGAGCAGUAGCGCAGUUGAUCAAAUGCAGAACACCACCGUAGGCGCUUCAAAUGAGUUAGGAAACGAAACUGCCGAUGAUAUUGUACCUCUCGAGAACGUUAAAGCCCCAGAAGAAGAAGUUCAAAAAGAGGAAUCUUUAGAUCAAAUAGCUUCUUUUAUCAACCAAGACCAAAAGAGCGAUGCCAAGAUUGAUGCUCUCUCAGAUGAUGAGAUCGAUGUCGAGGAUGUGUCAUCAGAUGAUUCUAGAAGCAGCAGCGACAGCAGAAACAGCUCUGAAGAUAGCGAGUCUGAUCUGGAUGAAAGCGAACAAGAAGAAGAAAAUGAUGCAAAUGGUAAUGAAGAUGGCCUCGAUGAGGAUGAAGAAGUGAUCGAUGGUCCUAUAAAGUCUGUGAAUGAAGUUACAAACGAAAACGUUCCUACACUACCCGAAGGUUACGAGAUACCCAAAAGCGCACCGAUCGAGGAGAUUGGCGAAAUAACAGGACUUGUUGACAGGUCUAUCAUCAUCAAGGCAAAAACAUCAGGCGAGUUUCGUAUCUUGAAAGAAGGCUCAGUAUUGUGCCUUGAAGACAAAACUCUAAUUGGAUUAUUAUACGAGAUUUUUGGUAGAGUGCAGCUGCCCAUUUACACGAUUAGGUUCAAUCUGGAUGAAGAUUUUGAAAAGUUCAAAGAUGCCAAAGGAAAAAGUGUAUACUAUGUUGUACCUGACUCCCAAUUCCUAUAUACUGAUACAAUCAAGCAUAACAAAGGAACUGAUGCAAGUAACUGUCAUGAUGAAGAACUUCCUGAGGAUGAACAAGAAUUUUCAGAUGACGAGCAAGAGCUAGCUGCAAAGCAAGCAAAGAAGAAGAGAAAGAACAAGAAUAAAGUUGUCAAGGAAAGAAAGAAUCCUAAUUUAAGUUUGCAUAGGGCUCAUAUACCCGCAUACUCGCCGAUAACCUCGGCACGGUCAUCAACUGAGUCGGCAAGACGGACUCAGCAUCAUGGACAAGAAUCUGUUGGGUCUAGCCAACUGCAUCAUUCAAGCUUUCAACCUACAUCUCAUUAUCAACAACCUCAGCAUAGUUUUCCUCAACAGAGCAGCUAUGGCACACCACCGCCUUAUAACAACCUGACUGUGAUGUAUGGCAGUCCUCAACCUCAGUAUCAACAACAGCUGACGCAAAGUUUUUCUUCCUACCCAUACCCACAGCAGUAUUUCCCUCAAUUCCAAUCAAAUAUUCCUCAAUACGGUCAAGCGCCAUACAAUCCUGUGCCACACCAUCAACCUCAACAUCAGCAUCAAUUUCAAACUUUCGCACCUCCACCACAACAGAACCCCACACUGAAUUCUCAGCAAAACGUUGACCCAGCACAACUUGCCCGAUUACAAGAACUAUUGAUACAGCAAAUGCAGAACGCACAACAUCAUUCACAUCAGCAAUAA